Messenger RNA from Drosophila ananassae, 1205 nucleotides. RefSeq lists its product as uncharacterized. Gene Ontology annotation, biological process: hemolysis in another organism. Lineage: Eukaryota; Metazoa; Arthropoda; Insecta; Diptera; Drosophilidae. The coding region runs from base 28 to 1134 and encodes 368 amino acids. The record is from RefSeq and is a predicted model, not a curated record. The transcript has 2 exons.
AACUAAUUCAGUUGGCAUUUGAUCGUCAUGCACCUGGCAUUCGGAUUUAUUUUGGGCCUAUGGGCCUUGGCAAGUAGUGCCCAGAAUGCGGAUCACGAUGCCAUCGACAGGUCGCUGAAGAGCUUGAAGACGAUUGUAUCGCGGUAUAUGAGCGAGAUGGAUUCGAAAGUGAGACUGACCGAGUUGCAGGCCGCGAUCGAGACCAUUGACAGGUCGAUGAUCGGUUACCGGGGCAGGGCCAAGCACCGGCUGGAUGGAGUCCGCAGCCUCUCCAGCAGCGCCGGUCUCUCCUACCAGAGAUGCGUGAAUCCCAUCUUCGAGUGGUGCGUCUCCGUCAACAGCACCCUCGACUUAUUCCUGCCCAACGUCGAGAGUACCCAGCUGUCGCCGGCGGAAAGUGAGCUCCUGUGGAACAUAAUGGCGACAAGCAUUCGAGAUGGCGUGAAGAAGGCUCUCGACUCCUUGAAUUCCCUCCAUCAGCUGGAGCUUAAGACCAAUCAGCUGAAGAUCGAACUGGACAGAAUGAUGGCCGAUCUUAAUUCGGAUUUUGGGGCAAAUUGUGAGUAUACCAGGCGGGAGGGGAAGCUCCGGAGCGAUAUCACGGAAAUUAGGGCGGGAAGCCGGCGAUACCGCGGACAGGAGGAUCGAGGAGUCGGGGCGGCUAUCAGUCGAUUGUACCAGGCCAUUCUUGCCUUCCUGAGGAGCCUGUCGGUCGGGGAUAUCGUGGAGGCCUUUUCCCCCACCGAGUACUGUGCAGAGAUCGACGAUCGCCGGAUAGCCUCCAAGGAGGAGGAAAUCCGGAUGAUCCACAAGUUCUUCGAGGUCCUUAGCCAAAGAAUCGCAUAUGCCAGCUCCGUCGCCGAGGAAGUCGACGCUGGUUUGGGGGCUGAAAAACCGAAUCUGGAAGCAGUCACUCCACCCAAUAAGGACAUGGUCGCUUUGCUGGGAAAUCCCGAACUGCGCUCGGGUCUCCCACAAAUCUUCAAAGAAUUGGGAAACCUAUGUUUCGAGUACACCGUCCGGCGGGAAACUCCACGUGCUCCUCCGGGAAGGACGCCUUUGCCCCAUGACACUGAUAGAGGACGUCCCGGCAAUUCAUGGACUCCACCAAAAUAUAACUACCCGCCAUAUUAGUGGCAGAGGUCUGUUUGUUUUUGAUUGUUUAAAUAUGCAUUUUUUUAAAUAAAUAAAACUGAGUGACUGCA